CAUUGGAAGAAAUCGUAUCGAUCUUGGAAAUUCAAGCUUGUGUGUGACCUCCUCAACUGAUUUGUCGCGGCAUUUUAUAAAUAUUUUUUUGAACGUACGAAGCAACCAAAAUAAGUGAAAAAUCAACAGAAGAAAAAUUGUGGAAAUUACCUAGGAAAAUUAUAGCGAUUGCUCUAAAAUCGCUUUAGCAAAUAGCUCACAUAAAACCAUACCAGGAUCAAAACAACAAUACAGAAAAAAUGCCGCGCACCAAGGUUUCAAAAAGUUCCAAGCGUAAUCGUGAGGAAGCCGUACGCGAAGAAAAGAUAAGGGAAUUUGAAAAUACCUUGGAGGGUUUCCAAAAUAAUUUCGAUGUUAAAGUCCAGGACUAUGUGACAUCGUUUGAGCAGCGCAUUACAAUGUUGUUGCAAAAGACAAGUACAGCUUUGUUGCAGAUGAAAAUUUGCGAUGUUUUCGACAUGGACUUAGAGAAAUUUGCCGACUGGGAUAAAAAAAUGAAAUUACGAAAUGAAGAAAACAUGUCAAAUUCCACAUUGCUGCGUUCGGCUAAAAUUACAAAUCCCAAUGACGAGGGCUACCUUACAGAGGAUAGUUCCACAUCAGCCAGUUUAGGCUCAUCGACAACAAAUGCAGCCUAUUUGAAUUCAUCUGCUAUGCGGACCCAACAACUGCCACCACAUCAAUCGGCGCGCUUGCGUACACCGGGGCCAUUAAGCUCAGCCCGUGCCAGGCGGCCAAGACGUAGUCGUUCAGCAUGUGGAGAUUAUGGUAUACCGGGAUCCGCAAUGAAAUCAAAAACAUCUUCACAGUUAUCCAUUAAUGCCGGCAGCAGUACGGCCAGUGACCAUCAUUCGCGUAGUAAAAUGAGAACGCCCAUGGCAUCAAGGAGCAAGGCUCUCUCCGCUGAUCGUUCGACCAAAGAUGCCAAUGAACCACAGUCACCGCUUUCGCCACCGACAUUUUUGCGUUUCCCCAGAGCUGGUGAAUUGGUGCUUUCCAAAUGUGGCAGUCCCUUGGUGGCCAAUACUGUACCUGGUACAUUUGCCCAUCUUAAUAUACCAUUGCGUAAUGGCGUCAUCUCCAUGAGACCCAAAAAGAUUGAUGAUUUAACUCCAGACAUCAUUAAGGCAAUGGAUCCGGAAACGUUACAACAACUAAAAACCCUACAUGCUAAUAUCGAUAAGAUAGUAAAUAUGGCAGAUAAAGCCGGUUUCUUCUAAAAGCAAAGAUUUAAACAAAUUACAAAUGGCCUCAGUAAGGAAUUUAGUAUACAAAACUAUAUUUAUUAUCCAUAAACAAAGUACCUACUUUCACCCCUUAAACAAAACUACUCUCACUUGGUACUACAUAUGUAUUGUUUUAUUUAUAAUUUACAUACUAUUAACAACUGCCAUCUUUUAACUGAUGAGGAUUAUGCAACUGUAAACAUAUUGCAACACAAUACAACCAAAAAUUUAUCUAAUCUAGAAUUUGGAAAGAAGACACAGUUAAUAAACAAGAACCGCCAAUUUAUUUUUCUUUCUUGAAACUCCCCACUUAAUUUUUGUUUUAACUGUGUUUUCUAUUAAAAAUUUCUUGAUUUUGUGUUUUGCUUCUCUAUUGUUGCCUAAAUUUCAAGCAACGCAACUAAUACACUUAUUUUUCAAUAUUUUUUUUUUUUUGUAAUUAACGUUGUUAGCAGCGUUAUUUUUUUUAAUUUGCAAACAUUGUUUUGUUUUAGCAUUUUUUAUUUUCAGUUUAUAUGCCUCUUUUUGUCUAUCAUAACAAAAUCACCCAAAAAUCUAUCUAUAAAUGUUUUAUAAUCAAUUUUAUGUAUCAAUGCUAAGUUAAGAUUUAAUUACAACAAUUUUUUUAAAAUAUUACAAAUAAAAUAAAUUAAAAAAAAACAUAA
Messenger RNA from Musca domestica (house fly), 1891 nucleotides. Its product is annotated as borealin-like. The transcript is spliced from 3 exons. The record is from RefSeq and is a predicted model, not a curated record. Bases 240 to 1220 code for a protein of 326 amino acids. Gene Ontology annotation, cellular component: spindle midzone; chromosome, centromeric region; chromosome passenger complex. NCBI's taxonomy places the organism in Eukaryota, Metazoa, Arthropoda, Insecta, Diptera, Muscidae. Gene Ontology annotation, biological process: mitotic sister chromatid segregation.